Messenger RNA from Colletotrichum chrysophilum, 843 nucleotides. RefSeq lists its product as uncharacterized. The coding region runs from base 1 to 843 and encodes 280 amino acids. The record is from RefSeq and is a predicted model, not a curated record. The transcript has a single exon. NCBI's taxonomy places the organism in Eukaryota, Fungi, Ascomycota, Sordariomycetes, Glomerellales, Glomerellaceae.
AUGAGCGAGACAACCAUCGUGUCCGAACCGGAGACAACUCUUCUUCAUUUUGCUUCCGGGAAUGGCCCGGUAACGCGCCGUAUUCUCCGAACACCGCUCCGUGAUGCUCUUCCGACGGAGAUUCCACUCAUUGACAUAUCACCUUCUUUCAGCAAUGACAUUGCAAGCCGAAAACUAGUGGCUCAACAGAUCCGCCAAGCUGCAACUUCCUCGGGCUUCUUUUACAUCACCAACCAUGGCAUCGACUCGUCCGUCACUGACGCUGCCCACGAAGCCUGUCUCGACUACUUUCGCCAGGAAGAAGAGGCGAAGAUGCGUUCCUGGGUUGGCAAGAGUCGCUACUUCAACGGCUACAAACCUCCUGGAUCCCAGCGUAUCAACAAGUCAGAAAGUGUCGAUGUUCGCGAGACCUUUAGCUGGACCUACGAUCCUCGUCAUGAUCCCGAUAUCAGAGACGUUGAGUCCAUCCCGGACGAUGCCAAGCAUUUCCUCCGGAUAGAGGAUUUUCAUUGGGAAGGAGCUUCCAACAAGCCGCAGUUCAAAAGCUCCAUCAUCCGUUACUGGCAGUCAUGCCUGAAGCUUGCUCGCGUGCUAGUGCGAGCUUUCGCGUUGUCUCUGGACCUUCCGGAAGGCCAUUUCGAUGCUAAGUUUGCAUACCCAGAUGCUGCGUUGGCGCUCAACUAUUAUCCGCCGUUAUCGAAGGCUUUGAACGGUGCUCCAGCCGACACUGAUGCACAAGUAUCGAUCGGAUCGCACACGGACUUCCAGCUUUUCACCAUUCUUUGGCAAGAUGCCGUCGGGGGACUGCAAGUUCUGAACCGCCAGGGGCAAUGGAUCAGGUAA